Messenger RNA from Mesorhabditis belari, 2679 nucleotides. Lineage: Eukaryota; Metazoa; Nematoda; Chromadorea; Rhabditida; Rhabditidae. The record is from the annotation of a GenBank genome assembly.
AUGGACGAAUUCGAUGCGACCAAAUUGAUCACAACACCCGAUGAAUCGAAUGAGGGAAAUGAAUUGACGUUGUUCAAAAGAAACCAUCGAAUAUCGGACGAGGAACAAACGAGGGAAUCGUCGAAUACAAGAGAUGAGACAUUGUUCAAUCAGGCACAAAAUCAACUCAUGCAAAUGCCCUCCUCGUCUAGCUGCGAUUUCAAAGAUUUUGGGAUAUUUGAGGACUUCAAUCUAACCACACGAAGCGAUUUGGACAGAGUGCUGCAAAAUGUGGACAAUGUUUUGGCAGAGGGAAGAGAAAAUGGAGAGGAUUUUGAGGGGAUUUUUGAUGAAACAUAUGGAUCUUCGCACUCCAAUCAAGCUCAUUUCAAUGAAGACGUAGGAAAUGUAAACUCGCAGUGUCAGUUAUGCGGAAAAAUGGUAAUUACGAGGACGACGAAUCAUGUAAUGGCUCACUCGAAGACACAUGUUGAUCAUCAACAGUUUAGAUGCUCGAAAUGUCCGAGACAAUCUCGAGCCCGCACUGAUAUUCACAUUCACAAUAUGCGCCAACAUGGGGGAAAAGCAAAGAUCAUCGAUACAAUGACACCUGAGCUAAUGAAACGAUUCAAACAAGUAGCUCAUGCUUGUUUUCCCAAACAUCAUCGCCGAAUCGAGAGCUGGGCACAAUUGGAUAAUCCGAGAAGGAAAAGAAUGAUUGAGACGAGAUGGGGAAAUGAUGAGGAGGGGAUGAUUGCUGCGAAAACGAGAAGGAUGAAUUCCUCGUUUACUGACGGUGAUGAGAUUCAAAGUCUUGACGAUCAAUCCGGAAUUGAAAUUAUUCAGCAAACAAAAAAGCCAGCGUCAAAUAAUGCGUUAAGCUGCAAGAUGUGCAAUCAAACAUAUCUUCCAAUAAAUCUCCCGUACAAUUGCAUUCGACACGUCGAAUUUUGUCAUAUGGAAAAGAAACGAUACACCUGCUCGCAAUGUGAGAUGGCGACACCGGAACGAUCAAAACUUGAGAUGCACGUUCGGAAUCAUAACCCAAAAGCUUAUGUAAUCGAUAAUUUAUCUGAAGAUCAAGUGAAUCAUCUCACACAGACGUCCAUAUUUUGUUUUCCAUCGAUUGAGGCAAUGAUUGAGAAAUGGAAGCUGAACAAAUUACUGGCUUUAAACUCGGAUAUUCCAUAUCGACCACGAACAUCGAGAGCUUUAUUGAGAUCGUACACUGAACAGGAAAAAGAAUCAGCUGAUGGGAAAACGAAUCAAGAGUAUUACACGUGCAAACAAUGCUUUAAACAAUUCGAUUUGCAUCACGGGGAACACCUGGUGAUUUGUGCAAUCAAGCAUGGAGCAAAGCAUUGCCCACAGAAACAGUAUUCGUGCUCUGAAUGUCGCAAAGGAUAUCUGAAAAAAUCGGUUGCUCGAAUGCACAUUUUGAGAACUCACCGAAAAAAGGGAACAAUUAUCGAUAAGCUAAAUUCAUCACUUUUUGCGGCUCAAUGCGAAUCAGCUAUCGUUUGUUUCCCUGAGUUGGUGGAGGGAAUUCGGGGAAUCGCUCAAAUCUAUCCACCACCAAAUGUCUUCUAUGAUGAAAGAGUUGUUGAAAGAGAGUUAGACGAAGUGAUCAGCCAAUCUUCCUCAACAUCACUGAAUCUAAAUAGUUUUAUUGAGAAGAAGAAAUCACCGAUCGUUUCAAUCAAGGAUCGUUUCACUUGCAAUCAUUGCAACAAGAAAAUGAUUGCGCUAAAGAGUUUAACUCCGAGUGCAUCCGUUGGACAAUUGCUUAAACAUUCUAGAGUUCAUUUAGAGAAGAAGCAAUUUCAGUGCUCUGUCUGCAAUCUUUUCCUCUCCGAACACUCAAAUGCGAAUCGUCACCUCGAAAAGCAUCACGAGAAAGGAAAGAUUAUUGAUUUGAUGACCGUCGAAUUUCUGACUGAACUAUGCAAUGAGGGAAAAGAUUCUUUCCCGUAUUAUAAAGAGUUCAUUGAUCAAUAUUAUCAACGAAAAGUGGCUGAAUUAAAUGGAAAAGAGGUGCCGAAGAGAGGAAAUGGAGCAGGGGGAAUUGGAAUGGGACAAGGAGGUGAUUCACCGGAUACUGAUACCCCAAGCACAUCAAUCAUCGAGCCAAUCAAUCAGAAUACAAUUCGAGAGGUCGGACAAUCAAUCGUCGACAAUCGAUUGUUUCAACUAAGAUCUGAGUCGAUCAAGAGGGAACCGAAUGAGAUCAAUAAUGAAACUCUAGAAGACAACUCGGUCGUUUCUGUCGAUUCGCCCUUCUCGGCUGGACAAAAGUUUGAUGGCUACGAGUUUGAUGGAUCGGUGAACAAUACAAGGAGUUCUUUUGGGAAUGGAUAUCAGUACUCGGCUAAUCGCCCCAACUCUGAGCUAAUCACAUUGCGGAAAAAGGUUCAAAAGCAAGAAAUGGACAUUGAACAACUGGAGAAAGCGCUCACUAAAGCACAGAGUCAAGCUAGGAUGGUUGCUCCAGUUGUACCGAAUGAAGUUGAAGUUUUGAGGCGAAUGCUUCUACAAAGAGACAAUCGGAUUCAAGAGUUGGAAGAUGAAAUGAUAAAAAUGAAAGAACAAAGGGGAAGGCUUCAUUCCAUCAUCGGACAACAUCAAGAGGAUUUGGCAACAGCAAAAGAAAAGACUCAAAAACUCGAACGAGAGCUCGACUCAGUGAUGCGACGAUUCACU